GGGCAUAACCGCCAUGUAUCUGGAAGAAACGCAAAGAUCGCGCAAAUUGGCGGUUAAUUAGUUCGAAUCUUGAACAUUUUGGCGGUCAUCGGUUAAUUAACCGCCCAGUCCAGUAACACACACAUAUAACCAACCAAAUGCUGUUUAGGGUUUUCAUUGGCGGUGAUGGACGUCAGGAGGAUAACGGCGAAUCCACGGCCGGCUCGUUCUCGGCGUGUGGUGGCGAAGAAGCGGCCACGUGAAGGUGUUGAUGGUUUCGUUAACACCGUUAAGAAGAUUCAAAGGAGGGAGAUAUGUUCGAAGAGAGGACGUGCUUUUAGGGUUUCUGAUGUUCAGGAAAGAUUCAGAAAUAUUCGAUUACAGGAGGAGUAUGACUCUCAUGAUCCAAAGGGACACCAAAAUACAGUAUUGCCAUUUCUCAAAAGAAGGUCAAAAAUCAUUGAGAUUGUAGCGGCCCACGAUACAAUAUUUGCUCUUGCACAAUCUGGAGUCUGUGUAGCGUUCAGCCGGGAAACUAACAAGAGGAUAUGCUUUUUGAAUAUUAGUCCCGAUGAAGUUAUACGUAGCUUGUUUUACAAUAAGAACAAUGAUUCGCUCAUUACAGUUUCUGUGUAUGCUGCAGACAGCUUUACUUCUUUGAAAUGUAGAACAACAAGGAUUGAAUAUAUAAAACGAGGUCAGCCAGAGGCUGGUUUUGCUCUUUUUGAAUCGGAAUCUUUGAAAUGGCCCGGAUUUGUAGAGUUUGAUGAUGUAAACGGGAAGGUACUCACGUUCUCCGAGCAAGACAGCAUUUACAAGGUGUUUGACUUGAAAAAUUAUACGAUGUUAUUCUCCAUAUCAGAUAAAAACGUACAAGAGAUCAAAAUAAGUCCGGGAAUCAUGUUAUUGAUAUAUAAUAAAUCAAGCGGCCACGUCCCGCUCAAGAUUCUCUCUAUCGAAGAUGGGACCGUUCUAAAAUCUUUUAACCAUCUCCUUCAUCGACAUAAGAAGGUGGAAUUUAUCGAACAGUUUAAUGAAAAGCUUCUUGUAAAGCAAGAGAAUGAGAAUCUUCAGAUUCUUGAUGUACGUAAUUCGGAGCUAAUUGAAGUUAACAAAGCAGAAUUCAAGACACCGUCAGCAUUCAUCUUUCUCUACGAGAAACAGUUGUUCUUGACGUUCAGAAACCGAACAGUGGCUGUUUGGAACUUUAAAGGUCAACUUGUGACUUCAUUUGAGGAUCAUUUGUUGUGGCAUCCUGAUUGCAACACCAACAUUUUACACAUCACAAGUAAUCAGGAUCUCAUCGUUUCAUAUUGCAAAUCUGGUUCUGAUGAUCCGUUAACAGAUGGAAACGCUGGUUCGAUAAAUAUCAGCAAUAUUCUAACAGGAAAAUGCCUUGCUAAAGUAACGGCAACAAACAACCUCCCCAUAAACGAAUGCAAUUGCAGCAACAACAAUAGCGCAAGAUGCAAGUGCAACUCGAGGAGACAGAUUUCAAGCUCCGUUACAGAAGCCCUAGAAGACAUUACCGCCCUCUUUUACGACGAAACUCGUAACGAAAUAUAUACUGGGAAUAAGUUUGGUUUGAUCCAUGUUUGGUCUAAUUGAAGGACUGUUUUAAUAGUUUUUUUUUUUUUUUUUUUUUUAAUAUUAAUUUUUUGGUUAAAUAGUAUUCAUGUGUAGAGUACUUAAAGUUUUCUGCAUCAAUACAGUGGUGAUCCAUUA
Messenger RNA from Helianthus annuus (common sunflower), 1704 nucleotides. RefSeq lists its product as uncharacterized. NCBI's taxonomy places the organism in Eukaryota, Viridiplantae, Streptophyta, Magnoliopsida, Asterales, Asteraceae. Gene Ontology annotation, molecular function: protein binding. The record is from RefSeq and is a predicted model, not a curated record. The transcript is spliced from 8 exons. The coding region runs from base 166 to 1587 and encodes 473 amino acids.